This is a messenger RNA of Penicillium antarcticum, 372 nucleotides long. RefSeq lists its product as uncharacterized. The record is from RefSeq and is a predicted model, not a curated record. Lineage: Eukaryota; Fungi; Ascomycota; Eurotiomycetes; Eurotiales; Aspergillaceae. The transcript has a single exon. Bases 1 to 372 code for a protein of 123 amino acids.
AUGGGUCUCUUCCACCACCACGACCACCACAAGGAGGAGGGCCACCACGGAGGCCCUCCCCACGGCGGUCCCCAGCAAGGCCCCGGCGGCCCUGGCGGCCCUGGUUUCGGUGGUCCUCAGGGUGGCCCUCAGCAUAACGGUGGUCCCAGUGGCCCUGGAGGAUUUGGCGGCCCUGGAGGUCACCAGGAAGGACCUGGCUUCGGAGGACCCCAGGGUGGACCUGGUGGUCCCGGUGGUCACCACGGCGGCCCUGGAGGUCCUGGAGGACAAGGUGGAUUUGGCGGUCCUCAGGGCGGUCCUGGAGGACCUGGUGGACAUCACGGUGGACAUGGAGGCCCCCAGGGAGGUGUACGUAUUUCCCUCAUUGAUUGA